AUGGCUUCACAAGACAGAGGGCGAGAUAGAAGCAGCCGUAGGCUGACGAAGAAGCGCAAAGACAUCGGACGGGAUACACGCGGCUUGUCGCUGGACAUCCCAGAGCGCUUCAAGGACGGCGACGAUGCGCAGGAAGAUGUGACUGCGCCAAAGCGCAGCGACGCCAUGUCCAUGAACCAGUCAAUAUUCUCCAUCAUCGCUCGCGCUGGAGGGCAGUCACAAGUAGAUCUAGGCACCAUGCAGGAGGUGGACUCGGGCGACAGCGACGAUGAUGGCAAAGGGAAGACACUCCAUGACCGCCUGGAUGGUGCUGCGAGACUCAGUAGGCUGCGUACCGCGAACGACUUCCGACCGCCACAAGAAGACUCCAGAGCCGAGAAGAUAGGGUCUGGGAAGCACCGCAGAGCACUGUCCGAAAACAAGCUGCUGCGGUCCCUACCCAAGCUGAAGAUAUCAAGCAGGAAAGACGUGCGAUCCGACGGCCAACACACCGACCAAAUGUCUUCCUCCCAGUUUCUGCCGCCUCGGCCAUCAACAGAAACACCAUCCGAGACGCACAAGCGCGGCGAUGCCUUGAAAGGGAAGGCCAGAGCCACUACAGGCGACGAAAUUCACGUAGAGAAACAAAGGAAAUCGGAGCGGAGGGGCGGGCAGGGAAGCUCGGUCGGCCUAGCUCAGAGUCGAGGCCCCGUAUCACUCGCAACUAGGAUACAACAGAUUUUCGAAUUUGAGCAUGCCGAGGAGGUGAUCUCUGAAUAUCCAUGUUGGUUGCUUCAAAGCAUACUACUCCAGGGAUACAUGUAUAUCACUCAGAAACACAUUUGUUUCUAUGCCUACAUUCCGAAGAAGCAUCACGAUGUCAGUAAAACGGGCUACCUUUACAAGCGCGGCCGGUCAAAAUACAAUCGAUACUGGUUCAUCCUGCGCGGCGAUGUGCUGUCGUAUUAUACCAAUCCAGCAGAGCUUUACUUUCCACGAAACCGUAUCAAUCUGCAAUACGCCAUCUCUGCUGAGGUCGUCGAGAACAAGAAGAAGGGCGAGUAUGAGACUAUCUUCACAGUCACCACGGACGAGAGAACCUACCAAUUCAAGGCUGAUAGCGCUGCGAGUGCCAAAGAAUGGGUCAAAUCUAUACAGAAAGUUAUCUUUCGUACACACAACGAAGGCAACAGCGUCAAGAUAUCAAUGCCGAUUCGCAAUGUCAUCGAGAUCGAAGAAAGUUCCAUAUUAGACUUUGCAGAUACGGUCAAAGUCCGUGUUGUCGACAAUGGGGAAACAUUCGCCAUCGACGAGUAUUUUUUCUCAUUCUUCAACAGAGGGCAAGAUGCUCUCAACGUGCUGCGCAUUAUGAUCAACGACAAUGAACAUCACCAGGUCUCUACUGAAAACCAAGUCAAUCCCACACCAAUCACCGCGCCCCUGAAAACUUCAAAUCGCCACAGUCUUGUUGUGUCGCCAAUAGUUCCUGAUGACACACCACGUAUCAAAGAGAACGUCCGCGCCACUCUUUCACCUUUGCCCAACCCAAACGUUGGACGAUCGAGUAUAAGCGAUAUCUCUGCGCGUUCCAGUACCGACGUGCCUCGAAAGAGUUGGGAUACCAACACCUCCCUGUUGCCUGCCUCAACUGAGGCUGAGGAGGACACAGACCCCAGCCAAACACUCCCACGUUUGUCAAAUUCAUCCUCUGCCCUUCAAGAAAUCGCCUCGUAUCCGCUUCAAAAAGCGUCUGGAAUUGCAGGGUUCCUUAGGAUGCGCUCGAAGGAAAUGGGCUCCUUGCUAGCGACUGAAUCAAUGGGUUAUUACGAGAAGGUCUCCGGUAUGCUGGCGGGUGGUCGCAAGCACUACAACACUGCCGACGGUUUAGAGCCUCACGAUCAAAUACACGGCAUCGAAGAUGAUGAUGAUGCAGCAAAGGCCGCUGACAAUUUCCGCGAACACUUUGCAUUUCCGGAAUCUGAAAUACUUCAGUCAUCGUUCUUUGCUUCAUUGCAACGAAUGCUUCCUAAUUACGGCAAGAUCUAUAUUAGCGGAAGAUAUUUCUGCUUUCGUAGCUUGAUGCCCACGUCGAAAACCAAGAUCAUUUUACCUAUGAAAGACAUUGAAAACGUCAACAAGGAGAAAGGCUUCCGUAUGGGGUAUCACGGUCUAGCAAUCGUGAUACGUGGCCACGAAGAGCUGUUCUUCGAGUUUUCAAAGGCUGAGUAUCGAGACGAAUGUGCCAUCACAGUACUCCGCAUUCUGGAGAAUACCAAAUAUAUCGAAGAAGCGUCUUCGUCUUCUGGUGUCGACAGCGACGAUGAGGCUGCCAAAGCCGAACACGAUCUCCUGCAGCAGGCACGAGAGCAAUCCGACACCCACGAACAAAUCGAUGUAUCAGAGAUUGCACGUGCAGCGGACCAUGAUCGUAUACCACUGAUAUUUGACGAUCCGCUGGCAUCCUUCGUCGACUUUAAGCCACCUGAACCUCUGACAAUUGUUUGCCUGACAAUUGGUUCUCGCGGAGACGUUCAACCAUACAUUUCACUCUGCAAAGAGCUGCUCAAGGAAGGCCACAAGGCGCGGAUCGCAACACAUGCUGAAUUUGAGCCAUGGGUUCGGAAGCAUGGUAUCGACUUUGCCCCUGUCGAUGGCGACCCCGCUGAGCUGAUGCGAAUCUGUGUCGAACACGGCAUGUUCACAUACGGCUUCAUAAAAGAGGCGAACUCAAAGUUUCGUGGGUGGCUCGACGACGUGUGUAGCUCAUCGUGGCGCGCCUGCCAGGGUGCGGAUGUGCUCAUCGAGAGCCCUAGUACCAUGGCUGGCAUACACGUCGCAGAAGCCCUUGAGAUCCCUUACUUUCGCGCCUUCACUAUGCCCUGGUCGCGCACUCGAGCUUAUCCACAUGCUUUCUCGGUCCUGGAGAACAAAAUGGGUGGAGGCUACAACAAUAUGACUUACCAAUUAUUUGACAAACUAUUCUGGACAGCGAUUAGUGCUCAAGUAAACAAGUGGCGUCGGCGGGAGCUGGGGCUACAAAACACUUCUCAGUCCAAGAUGCAGGCCAACCUUCGACCCUUCUUGUACAACUUCAGUCCUCAUGUUGUUCCACCCCCCCUUGACUGGCCUGAUUGGAUUCGAGUCACGGGCUACUGGUUUCUUGACGAGGGCGACACCUACCAACCGCCUGCGGACCUGGCAGCCUUCAUCACACAGGCGCGAAAAGAUGAAAAGAAGCUAGUCUACGUAGGCUUUGGCUCGAUAGUCAUCGACGAUCCAGCAGCUCUUACGAAGACUGUGGUGGAUUCUGUGCUCAAGGCGGAUGUGCGCUGCGUACUUUCAAAAGGCUGGUCUGACCGUCUCGCGACCAAGGAUGCAUCGAAGCCAGAAAUUCCUCUGCCGCCAGAGAUUUUCCAGAUACAGGCUGCGCCACACGACUGGCUAUUCAAACAAAUGGACGCAGCUGUGCACCACGGUGGCUCAGGCACAACCGGAGCAAGCCUUCGAGCUGGUAUCCCCACAAUCAUCAAGCCCUUCUUCGGCGACCAAUUCUUCUUCGCUCAGCGCGUAGAAGACAUGGGUGUGGGUAUCUGGCUAAAGAAAGUCAACACUAGCGUGUUCAGUCGUGCUCUGUGGGAGGCAACAAACAGCCAGCGUAUGAUCAUCAAGGCGAAGGUUCUAGGUCAAAAGAUUCGCAAGGACAAUGGUCCACAAGUCGCCAUCCAGACAAUAUAUCGCGAGCUAGACCGAGCUCGAACACUUGUCAAGAAGCAUGUGAAGCAAGACGACGAGCAGACAGACGAGUUCGAAGAAGAUUGGACCAUGAUUGAAGAAGGUCAAGACGUAGACGUCUCUGCGCAUCAUUUUGAAGCCCAAUCACCACUGGUGGGCAUGAACCAGGACGCACCUCGCACCGGUGGAGGAUCGCUGGUGCUGGGCAGUAUGGUGAUGAAAGGGGCGCAGAAGCGCAAUUCGGAGUCUGCCUAUAGAGAUUGAGCGUACUGUAAUUUGGCAAUGAGCAUAGCAAACCGGCGCAAACUGGACUCCUUGGUGGAUACGAGGACAUGGAAUGGUAAUAUUGAUCGAGACUUUGGUUAGGUUUAGUUAUGGAAUUCAAAGUC
This is a messenger RNA of Parastagonospora nodorum SN15, 4100 nucleotides long. RefSeq lists its product as hypothetical. Lineage: Eukaryota; Fungi; Ascomycota; Dothideomycetes; Pleosporales; Phaeosphaeriaceae. The coding region runs from base 1 to 3975 and encodes 1324 amino acids. The record is from RefSeq and is a predicted model, not a curated record. The transcript is spliced from 6 exons. Gene Ontology annotation, molecular function: hexosyltransferase activity; UDP-glycosyltransferase activity. Gene Ontology annotation, biological process: carbohydrate metabolic process.